This is a messenger RNA of Callorhinus ursinus (northern fur seal), 304 nucleotides long. Lineage: Eukaryota; Metazoa; Chordata; Mammalia; Carnivora; Otariidae. The record is from RefSeq and is a predicted model, not a curated record.
AUGGCGGCGUCGGCGGCUCUGUCGGCGGCGGCGGCGGCGGCGGCCCUGUCGGGCCUGGUGGUGCGGCUGUCGCGCUCGGCGGCGGCCCGCGGCUCGUACGGCGCCUUCUGCAAGGGGCUCACGCGCACGCUGAUCACCUUCUUCGACCUGGCCUGGCGGCUGCGCAUGAACUUCCCCUACUUCUACGUGGUGGCCUCGGUGAUGCUCAACGUCCGCCUGCAGGUGCGGAUCGAGUGAGCGGGCGCCGCCGCAGCCCCGGCCGGAGGGUCCCGCGCGCCGGGCCGCGACGGGCAGGGGCGCCGGC